ACUCUACCCAACUUUCAGCAACCAUGAAGCCGACCGUUGCCGCUGACGAAAUGUUUCCCGAAGGAGUUGGACCUUGGAUGGAUUUGGAAGAAGCUGGUGGCCCAUCCAAUCUUCUCAUGGAUUUGGCUGCAAAUGAAAAAGCUGUCCAUGCAGACUUCUUCAAUGAUUUUGAAGAUUUGUUUGAUGAUGAUGACCUAAAGUAGUGUUGGUUGCUGUACCUCUAGACUAAAUUAUUGUAAUAGGUAUAUGUUAAUUUAAGAUAAUAAAAUAAUUGAAAUCUAA
Cydia splendana is the source of this 282-nucleotide messenger RNA. RefSeq names its product COP9 signalosome complex subunit 9. Gene Ontology annotation, biological process: negative regulation of protein neddylation. Lineage: Eukaryota; Metazoa; Arthropoda; Insecta; Lepidoptera; Tortricidae. The record is from RefSeq and is a predicted model, not a curated record. The transcript has 3 exons. The coding region runs from base 24 to 203 and encodes 59 amino acids.